Messenger RNA from Humulus lupulus (European hop), 5099 nucleotides. Its product is annotated as transcription factor ABORTED MICROSPORES. The record is from RefSeq and is a predicted model, not a curated record. Gene Ontology annotation, biological process: regulation of DNA-templated transcription. Gene Ontology annotation, molecular function: sequence-specific DNA binding; DNA-binding transcription factor activity; protein dimerization activity. The coding region runs from base 3185 to 4951 and encodes 588 amino acids. The transcript has 9 exons. Lineage: Eukaryota; Viridiplantae; Streptophyta; Magnoliopsida; Rosales; Cannabaceae. Gene Ontology annotation, cellular component: nucleus.
AAAUUAUACAAUUUUUAUAAGCAGCCAUAUUCAAAAAUAUAAUUUAAUGCAUCAAAUUUUGGAUGACAAAAGGACUGUAAAAUAGUAGACAAAGAUGAUCACUCGAAAGAGUUCUUAAGGGAGCUGAUGAGGAAUCCAUCAAGAGGGUUGUCUGAGAUAUCUUAAGUAUAAGAAAAUGGCAGAAACAUCAACAGAUAAUCUCAUAAUUGUGCCUGUUUCUAAAUCCAGCCAAAUAAUUAAAGAUAAAGAAUUAAAGAGGUAGUUCUUCAAGUUUGAUAUGCCAUUGCAGCCUGCUUUACUAUAAGCCUACUUGUAUACAUUCCAGUAUGGAAGCCCUGAGUUUUUCUCCUCAAUCAGUCUCAAUUCAUCAUUCCAAAGAACACAUGCAUAUUCAACUGUUUAAAAAUUAAAAUGACCAGAACUGCAAAAAAUAGCACUGCACCAUAAGACCACAAAAUCACCAUGCAUAUUGAAGAACUGAUUAAUACAUUAUCAAAUACCUAACAAAGAUAUGAAAGUUUUCUUAAACCUCCAAAAGAAAUUUAAUAGUUGGGAAAUAAGUGUCAUAUAAAUAAAAUGAGUACAAUCUAAUUUAUUACAUUUCAAAAUAAUGAGGAUAUUUUAAGAAAAGACACAUCCUUCUGGUAUAGAAUUUCAAAUUAGGAAAAAUUAUUAUUAAGUAUUAGGUUGGUGGAUUAUUCACCAUAUUACCUACAGAUAAUGGACCACUGAUCGACCCACCAGAACUUCAUAGACAAAUUGCACACAGGGCAAAAUAUUAGCUGUAGAAUGUUCACUUUGGACACUUAAAUUUUGAAACUGGUAUAUUUUUUUUGCACUUUUACUAAUAGUGUUUUCAGAUAAUGAGUAUGUUAACUUGGGUUUAAAUUUUUUUGAAAUAAAUUGCUAUGAAUUAGAUGCUAGUGCAUGGUAGUAGUGCUAAACUAGAUAGGAGGUUUUGUUUUCUUCGGUUCAUGAUCAGGUUACCUUCACUUUGGCAUAUUGAUGUUUUUGGUCUUAUGCUUUUAGGAUUGGAUUAAAAAAUAUAAGAGAAAACAUAUAAAAAAUUGAAUGAAUUGAUUAUUUGCUAACAAUAAAAAAAAUAAAUACAAAGUUGUAAUGUUUUUCUUAUCAAUGAAAUACAUAAAGGAAUGGGAUUUAGGUAUUAUAAAACUAUCUACAAUUUAUCAAAGGAUGUGUUAUGGAAAUUAACUAGGUUGUUAUCAAUAUUCUUUCUAAUUUUAUAACAAAAUCACAUGACAAAAAUUAUUAAAUUCAAUAUUGUGUGAACCUUGAUAUUGGAUCAUUUUCAUAUGAUACUAGACACCAUUGGUGCCCUUUAGCAUUUCUCUUUUCAAAAUAUUCUCAUCCCAAUUUUUUCAUUUUUUUUACAUUGUUGGCUAAUAUAUUUGAUUCCAUGGUCAAGUUUGAAACAGCUUGCAUGCAUAAUACUCCACAAAACUUAUUAGUACUUCAUCUCUUCUUUCCAUAUCAUCAGACUGAUCGAGGCCAUUAGAGUUAUCAUGUUUCAUUAGUAUUCUCCUCUUCUUCUGAAAUCUGAUUCUAUUUACCACCUUGCUUCUAAGACUCUUGAGAAUUUUACGUGGUGGAACUCUUGCAAUUAUUAUUUUUUUAAGUAUUUUUUUUAUCUUGUAACUUUUUUUCUCCUCUUGAAAAUUUUCUCACUGGAUUGUGGUCUAGAAGUUUUUGCUAGGCUUUGAUAUAUUAGUUUUCUUUCGACAAAGAUAUAGUUAUCCCUAUCUGGGUGUUCAUUUUGUUUUCGUUUCUUAUUUGUAGUCCUUGAUUCUAACUUGGUGUUAUUCUCAUUUUUACCCAAAAAGAAAAAGAAAAAAAAGGCAGGAAAACAAUAUAUUUGUCUUAGUAAUAAGCAUGAAAAGAAAUCAUCUUUUUAUAUUGACUUACAUCACUCUUCAAUCAAAGUGUAGGACAUAAAGAAAAAUGGAUAACUCUUAUUUUUUAUAAAAUUUCAACUAAAUGGGUGACAACAAAUCACCAAAAUGAGGCCAGAAUAUUUCCCUAUCUAAAUGAAGGGUCUGAUGUAUGUUUCCCAAAUGUGAUACAAUAAGUGAUAGAGUAGUUGAAACAUGAAGCAAUAUACUAAACCAAAACGAAAUGAAUAUAAUUUAAUAUAAACUUGAGCAAGGUAGUUAGUGUUUUGUAGGCCUUAAGUUGGGUCAUGCAAUAAGCCUCCUCUCAUCAUUACCAACUCAUUUCCUUGUGUAAUUAGUUAAUCUCUUUCCUCUAAAAUCCACCAAAUACUUUUAAGAAUCAAUCAAUAAAGAUAUUAUUAUUCCUUUAGGGAAACAAAUACUACUCUUAGGACUACUACUACUACUCAUUCAUGUACAAUCAAAAACAUCAUCAUACUACUAAGGAAACGACAUAAGAAUUUCUACUUUUUCAGGCUUUUCCACUAAGUUAGAACUGUCACCCUUUCAUCUUAUAUUGGGAACAACUGAAUUUUCUUUUGCAAAUUUGUUUACGUAUAGUACUUUUCCAUUUCUAGUCCAAAGUUAUAGAGUAGUUGAAACAUGUAAGAAUAUAGAAAUCCCAAGCGAGCGAAAAACUUCAAGGUAGUUAAGGUUACAAACGCCACACUCUUAGGUCAUGCAAUAUGCUCUCAUUCAUUAUAACUAACUUUAUAUAUUUAUAUAUAUACUUUUUAAUAAUAAUGAAUUCUUUCCUCCUGAAUAUUCGCUUAUAUAAUCUUCCUUAACAAGAAAAAUUAGAUAUAAUAAUAUUAGUUUAUAUAUGAAAAUCUCUCCUUCUUCCAUGCUUAGGCUGCAGUUCACCUACCAAUAUAAGUUGCUCCCAAGCUGGAAAAAAAAUAUACAUGGAAACCUUUUUUGGCUAUAACUUAUAAAAGGGUCUAAGUUGUUUUAUUAUUAUUAUUGUUAUUUUUGUUUCUUUCUUAGUUUGCUGAGAUGGGUAAUUUGGUAUGAGGUGGGGAGUUGUCUGAGCUUGAACUUGGUGCAACUAUAUCAGCUUCUGUCACCUGAAGUUUGUAUGGAGACUUUCCUUUGUAUUUUCUGCUGCCUUAUAGUUUUGCUUCUUCCACCCUGCCUAUGCUUUUUCAUAUGAAUACUUAAUUCAGUCAGAAGUAGUGGCCAUAUUUAUCUUGAGAACAAAAGGAGGCAUUGCUACCUCUCUUGGUGCUUGUAAUAUGGACCUGAUUAUGCAGUAUCUGAUGGAGAGGCUUAGAGCCCUUGUGGGUUUGAAAGGAUGGGAUUAUUGUGUUCUCUGGAAACUAAGUGAAGAUCAAAGGUUUAUUGAGGGGAUGAGAUGUUGCUGUGCUGGGACUGAAAACACACAAAAUGGUGGAGAAGAAGAGCUUAUUUUUCCAGUUUCUCCAGUCCUUCCAUGCAGGGAUACCAUGUGUCAGCACCCAAGAGUCAAUUCUUGUGACCUUCUUGCCCAAUUGCCAACUUCCAUGCCUUCAGAUUCAGGAGUUUAUGCACAAACCUUGGUCUCCAACCAACCCAGCUGGUUAAACUUUUCUACUGUCACAUGCUCACAUGCACUUGAGGAAUCUAUUGGGACCAGGGUUUUAAUUCCAUUGCCAGUUGCAUUGGUAGAGCUUUUUGUGAAUAAACAAAUAUCAGAAGAUCAAAAUGUGAUAGACUUCAUCACAACUCAAUACAACAUUUUAGUGGAGCAAGAAGCCCUGAUUAACACAAACAAUAUGGAUACAAGCUUUUGUGAGAAUAUUAAUGCAAUGAGUGAAAUCCAAUCAAGGACUUUUUUAGGCAAUGAAAUUGACAAAAUGGAUCCCAACAAUCAUCUGCAGCCACCAAAUGCUACUGCAUUUGAGAACCUAAACAUGUCUUAUGACAUAUCUGUGGACCGAACUCGCCUAUGCAGUUCUCCAAUGAACUUGCAGCAAUUUGGUUACAAUUCUGAAAGUAGGAUGAGGAACGAUGCUGCCUUUUCUGAAUGUUCUCUAGAUCCAUCGUCACAUCCGGAUAAGCAUUUGGAUUCUUCACUGGAUGCUAUGCAGCCAUCCAUGAUGAAUGACACAGCCAAUAUGCAUAUGCAAUUUAUGGAACAAGUAACAGCAAACAAGGAGCAGAAUGGCACUGAAAAGGACUUGAACAAACAGGAUGAAGGAAGAUCAAAUUCAGUCUCGGAUUGCAGUGAUCAGAUUGAUGAUGAGGAAGAUGGAAAGUAUAGAAGAAAGUCAGGAAAAUCAGGUCAGUGCAAGAAUCUUGUUGCGGAGAGAAGAAGAAGGAAGAAGCUUAACGAAAGGCUCUAUACACUUCGGUCUUUGGUCCCCAAAAUUUCUAAGUUGGACAGAGCUUCCAUACUUGGGGAUGCAAUUGAAUAUGUAAAAGACUUGCAGAGUCAAGCAAAAGAGCUUCAAGAUGAGCUAGAGGAGCAUUCAGACAGUGAUGGCCAAAAGAACACUAACAUUAAUGGUAAAAGAAACAAUGUUCUGUCUGAGACUUUGAGUCGCGACGACACUAAUUUCAGGUGUAGGCCUGAGCAUGAAAAAGUUCAAAAUGAAUUUCAUUUGGAAACAUCAGGGAGUGGAAGCAUCUCAAAGCAGAACCAAGAGUCAGAAACAACUAAUGACAAGGCACCACAGAUGGAGCCUCAAGUGGAAGUGGCUCAGAUAGAUGGAAAUGAGUUCUUUGUGAAGGUAUUCUGUGAGCACAAGCCUGGAAGAUUUGUGAGAUUGAUGGAGGCCUUGAACUCUCUAGCUCUUGAAGUAACUAAUGCCAAUGUUACUACAUUCAGAAACCUGGUUUCCAAUGUUCUUAAAGUAGAGAAGAAGGACAGUAAAAUAGUAGUCCAAGCUGAUCACUUGAGAGACUUCUUGCUGGAGCUGACAAGGAAUCCUUCUAGAGGUUUGUCUGAGAUGUCUAAAGCAUCAGAUAAUAGCAGCAGCAUUGACUAUCAGCACCAUCAUCACCACCAGCCUUCUUAUUAAUUUCAUAAUUAAGUUACAGUUCUUCAAAUGAGAUAAGAACUCACUUCACUUCAAGCUUACAUAUAUAAUGUUUUAAAGGGAAUUAUUCUUAACUGCAAAAUGUCUACUGAAUAAUCUAUUAAUUUUUAAUAUAUACCAUAUAUAUUUA